Molecule: messenger RNA, 756 nt
Organism: Aspergillus melleus
Lineage: Eukaryota; Fungi; Ascomycota; Eurotiomycetes; Eurotiales; Aspergillaceae
Exons: 1
Coding region: 1-756 (251 amino acids)
Source: RefSeq, a predicted model, not a curated record
AUGCCACAAAGUGAGGGCCCUGUGGACAUAUUUCCCAGCCAAAAUUCUGGCGCCGACACCAACGAUCGACUAGACAUCUCCACGGCUCUUCAAACCAGCGAGACCUCAAGUUUUACAUUUCCCGACGACAGAAUACUCGAGGUCCCCUCCUUGACACUCCUCAACGCAGCGACAAAAGUAGCACACCGGUUGAACCUGGCCCACUUAAUCUGGGACCUGACGGCAACUAGUCCAUUCUAUCGACCUCGCGAAUUGUCCAAUUCCGUCACCUCUCCACCCUCUUUGGGAAGUUCCUCUAACCCGGCGUACUCAUCAACCUCGGCGUCCAGCAACUCUGAUUGUGUGUCUGACUCUGGCCAUAGCGAUAACCCCAACACUGGCAGUCCCGAUCUAACCACCCUCCCCCCUCACCUCCAACCCACACAAACCCAGCGUCUAAUCCCUCACCACCCGGUUCUCGACCUCCUCCCCUGGCCCGGUACGCGCGAUAAACUCAUCCAAGUAUUCAACCUCCCAGAACAUCUUCGGCCGAAGAAUGCACAGGACCCAAUGGGUCUGAUGAGACUGGUCUACGACAUGGAGGAUAUCGGCGGCGAAGGGAUCAAAGUGCAAAGUAGGGAUCCGUUUGAGGCGGAGGGGUGGGAAAUCGGACAGGUUAUGUUUCAGCGGUGGUGGUGGGCUUUUGAGGUGGGUGUUGUGGAAAGUAGUAAUCAGAAGAGGAGGGGGAGGGGUGAGGGGGUGUUGUCUUUGGGUUAG